CAGCUGUUUAACGCAUUUCCGAGUCGGGUUUUGAAAAACGGAGCUUUGACCUGUAUCCGGAAAUCAAAUUCAUCGGAGCGCUUAAUUUGAGUCCACAAUUAAAGUUUGAAGAAGAAGAAGAAGAAGUACUUUUUGCUUUUUUUUUUGUUUGUUCUUUUGCUUUAUUUGUUUUUUUGUGUGUGUGUGUCAAUGAAAUGGGAGAAAUGGAGAUCGAAGAAAUCGAAGCUGUUCUUGAGAAAAUCUGGGAUCUACAUGACAAGCUUAGCGAUGAGAUUCACUUGAUUUCGAGGUCUCACUUCCUCAAAUCCGUUAAACCUUCGAAUCGAUCGGAGAAGAGGAAGACGACGGCUCAUCAUCACCCAAACGGCGGAGAUGAUAACCGACCGGGUUAUGUUUUCAUCAAAGGAUUCGCCGUUGACGAUAACGACGACUCCACGAUGCGUGAGGCCAAGAGUCUUAACGCUAUUCGAACCGCUCUUGAGAACCUUGAAGACCAGCUUGAGUUUUUCCAUACUAUUCAUACACAGCAACGAACAGAGAGAGAUGUGGCGGUUGCCCGGCUUGAGCAGAGCAGAAUAUUACUAGCAAUGAGAUUGGCUGAACACCACGGCAAGAACUACGGAGUCUUAGAGGAAGCUCUUGCAUUUGUUGGGAGCAUUAAAACCGCCAGUCACUUCGUCUCGCCUGAUCACCUCUACGAGUCCUUGCUAAACGCAACUGGAGCAAACUCUACUCCUUCCGAUGGCCAGAAGUCAAACUUUGUUAUCAAUGCCUUUGCCUCGACUUUCGGGUUUGCCAAAAGAGCACUUGGAUUCAACCAUGUGAGAGGCGUACUUGGAAACGCUGCUAUAUUCGCCAUUAGCAUGGUUGCUAUGCUACAUCUUCACCAAGUGGCUACUAAUGAACGUCAUGUACAGAAGAAAGAAGACAGAUUCUACAGAAGCCAACAAGGGAAAACAUAUGGAAGAAGAGGAGAGAUGUCUUCAGGUGACAGAAGUUUGGACCACUUGGACGUGAUGAUGGCUCGUGGUUAAGACCAAAGAUCGAACUUGUCUCUCUACACGUGAUGAUACUCAGAUGCAUUUGAUAUAAAGACAAAAAAAAAAAAGGGAAAACCAAGAAGAGAAGAGAUCAUUGUUGUUCUUCUUCGUUUCGAUAUUAUCAGUAGAAAGGAUAAGAACUUGGAGGCAAUAUGUUGGAAUUUUCUGAGCUCAUCUGAUGCAAAAUAUCGUUUCUUGUCUUCUCGUUUUGAUUUUUAAUCACUGUGGUUAAAGUUUUGUAUGUUUUGUUUGGUUUUGUUGAUUUCAAGUGUGGUUAGGCUUUUUUUGUAAUCCACAAGAUCUCUUGGCUC
Camelina sativa (false flax) is the source of this 1351-nucleotide messenger RNA. Its product is annotated as plastid division protein PDV1. The record is from RefSeq and is a predicted model, not a curated record. Lineage: Eukaryota; Viridiplantae; Streptophyta; Magnoliopsida; Brassicales; Brassicaceae. Gene Ontology annotation, biological process: chloroplast fission.